AUGGAGCGCCGCAACAGCCACGACAGCACGCUCUCCCCGCGCGAGAGCGUCCACGAUGUCUUCGACGACGAGUACGAGGACGACUUCGACGAGGAUGAUUUCAUGGUCUCGGACGGCCUGGGCUUCCGCCAGACACAUGCCAACGCCAACGCCGACGACUCGCCAGACGGCCACCCACAAGACCCCGGCCGCAGCGAGACGCUACAGCGCCAGCACUCGACAUCAAAGGCCCCGGUGAACGACCUGCGACGCACUGCAACGAGGAACAGCACCGCCAAGCUGCGCAAUUCCACGGUCCACGACGACCGCCCCCCAGCGCUGAGCAACCGGCCCCCUCUGACCCAGUCCCCGCUGCAACACCGCGACUCGGUCAGCUCUACCGCCUCGUUCGCUACCACCAGCAUGUCUGAGAACCCCUUCGAGACGGGCCCCAGCCACCCGUAUGGCAUGUAUCCCCAGCACACAAUGGACCGCUCCAACAGCAUCGCAACCGCCUCCACCGAACGGCAGGAUCGGCCCAUGUCGAUACAGCGACCAGCGUAUCCAUACGCCAUGUACUCGCAGAGCGGCCUGGACGAUGAGACACCAGUACAGCCAAUGCAGCCGGCCCGGCCCACAGUACCUCAGAUCCAGACAGCCGUGCCUGUAGGCUUCCCAGGCCUGAACAACGGCUACCGCAGAGUGCUUGGGCCAGAUGGCGAAGAGCAGGACAUCAUUGGUCCAGACGGCCACACCGAGCAGCUUCCGCCCUACUCCAGAUACCCAGACGAGGGUCCCACAAAAGCCUCCAUGGCUGCAGAGGCGAGCGCUUCGCGUAUCCUGCCAGCACCCCAGAACCCUGUCAUGGACUCUGAGGAUCCUUUCAAUGCACCCGUGUCACCAGUGUCGCCCCUCAGCGAAGCAUCCCUCUCGACGCCUGCCUUACCCGCCGCUGCCGCCGCCGCCGAACCCUUGCUGCCUUCCAUUGCACCUGCUCGUCUCCCACCCCAAAGACCGGAGACGCAGACAGGCAAUUUAGCUUCCACCUUCUCACCUAGCACCGUUCCGGCUGCACCAUCUGAAUCGUCCUCAGCAUCGCUGCUAGCAACAGAGUCAGGUGAUGUCGGUGAGAAGUACAACGAAAAGGCAGAUCCAGAGUCUACAAAGACAAGCUGGCGUAAGAAGAGACUAUGGGGAAAGAUUCCGAUGGGAGUUGUCGUUUUGGUUCUUGUGAUUUUGCUCAUCUCUGCUGUUGCUCUUGGAGCGGCCAUUGGCACCUUUGCUGCAAAGAAGCACAACAGCAAUGACAACAAGAGUCCUAACAAACCAGAAAAGGAACCACAACCGCAAGUCACAGGUCCAAGUGGCUCGCUCUUUGGUGCCACACCCAUCCCCACCCCGGUAGGAUUCUCGUCACUUCCAACCGGUGCCUUCUCUCUUCCACUUGGUUUCCCACAGGAAGCCAACCCUGAUUGUCUGGUUCAGGCCAACGAGUACUCGGCGUGGUCAUGCAAGAUGACCUUUGCGCCAAUCAGCAUUACCAUCAACAGCACAGGUUUCGACUCGGACGGGAAUACGCAGCAGAUGGCUUCCCUUCGAGGAGGUGCUCUAGCUCCGGACGGCGUUAUCCAGUAUGGCGCGCAGACUCCUCAACUUGAACUGGAACCUUUGCAACUUGUGCUUGAUCUCGACUACCAGAGCUAUGGUCCUGCGUAUCAUUUCUGGGCCAGAUAUGACAAGCUUGUUGUACUAAGGCAGGAAGAGCUUACAGCUGGCUCAGCCUUGAAGAAGCGUCAAACAACAGAUGACAUGCCAUCUCGUCAACGAUUCACUGUUCAGCCUGGAGACUACCCAUGGUACUGUUACUGGAACCAAACUUACAUCGAAGGUUACAUUUAUGCCGAGAACAACUCCACCGCAGCAUCCUUCACUGCAUUGCCCACCAUCUGGCCAACAAACUCGCCCAGCUCUACCGUCUCAGAUACCGCAACUUUCGCAGCCGCGACGCCAGCGCCAACAGGGACACCAUCGACAUUCUCAACAGCCGCUGCCGAGGCCAUUGCUACGCCAUCUUCUGUUGUACGCCGAGACGCCGCUGCAGACGCAGCAGCCUCUCCGUCACGCAUCCCCCCAUACCCACGCAUUGUCAAAAUCGAAGAACGCCGUCUGUCCGACUCGCCACAGCCAUACUGCCAGCGCAUGGUGCUCCUCGACAACGGAGAUAUUGCGCCCGCGCCAAACGGCAACGAUCCCAUCGUCACACUGUGGCUGCAGGAGCGGGAUCCCAGUUGGGCCGAAUACUUCGCAGCGACUACCGCUACCGCGCAGAACAAGCGCGAUGCAGUGGCGUCAGUCGAGCGCCGUGGUGACCCGUCGGAUUCCUGCCAUUGCCAGUGGAUGUUCAAGUGA
Messenger RNA from Ascochyta rabiei, 2388 nucleotides. RefSeq lists its product as uncharacterized. The record is from RefSeq and is a predicted model, not a curated record. The transcript is spliced from 2 exons. Lineage: Eukaryota; Fungi; Ascomycota; Dothideomycetes; Pleosporales; Didymellaceae. The coding region runs from base 1 to 2388 and encodes 795 amino acids.